Molecule: messenger RNA, 1805 nt
Organism: Tauraco erythrolophus (red-crested turaco)
Lineage: Eukaryota; Metazoa; Chordata; Aves; Musophagiformes; Musophagidae
Source: RefSeq, a predicted model, not a curated record
ACUCACAAAUGGGUGCUACCAUAGUGGAUGCAUUGGAUACUCUUUAUAUCAUGGGACUUCACGAUGAGUUCAGAGAAGGACAAGAGUGGAUUGACAAAAAUCUUGAUUUUAGUGUGAACUCCGAAGUGUCUGUUUUUGAGGUCAAUAUUCGCUUCAUUGGUGGUCUCCUGGCAGCGUACUACCUUUCAGGACAGGAGGUUUUCAAGAUCAAAGCGGUGCAACUGGCAGGAAAACUUCUUCCAGCCUUCAACACACCUACGGGUAUACCAUGGGCAAUGGUGAAUCUGAAAAGUGGUGUGGGUCGAAACUGGGGCUGGGCUUCUGCUGGCAGCAGCAUCCUCGCUGAGUUUGGUACUCUGCACAUGGAAUUUGUCCACCUCAGCUAUCUGACAGGGGACCCUGUGUAUUACAACAAGGUCAUGCACAUUCGGAAGUUACUUCAAAAAAUGGAUCGUCCUAAUGGACUUUAUCCAAAUUAUUUGAAUCCAAGAACAGGCCGAUGGGGUCAGCAUCACACAUCCGUGGGCGGGCUGGGAGACAGUUUUUAUGAAUAUUUAUUGAAAGCCUGGCUUAUGUCAGACAAGAUGGACACAGAGGCAAGGAAAAUGUACGACGAUGCAAUUGAGGCCAUAGAAAAACAUCUCAUCAGAAAGUCCAAUGGAGGACUGACCUUCAUUGGGGAGUGGAAGAAUGGGCACCUUGAAAGAAAGAUGGGCCAUUUGACCUGUUUUGCAGGGGGAAUGUUUGCCCUUGGAGCAGACGGUUCCAGAGAUGAUAAAGCUGGACAUUAUUUGCAGCUUGGAGCUGAAAUCGCACACACGUGUCACGAGUCGUAUGACAGGACAACAUUAAAGCUGGGUCCAGAAGCAUUCAAGUUCGAUGGUGGCGUCGAGGCGGUGGCAGUGCGACAGAAUGAGAAGUAUUACAUCCUCAGGCCAGAAGUGAUUGAGACCUACUGGUACAUGUGGAGAUUCACCCACGAUCCCAAGUACAGGCAGUGGGGCUGGGAGGCAACGCAGGCAAUUGACAAGUAUUGCCGAGUCAGCGGUGGCUUUUCCGGUGUCAAGGAUGUCUAUUCCUCAUCUCCUACCUACGAUGACGUACAGCAGAGCUUUUUCCUUGCCGAAACUUUGAAGUAUUUGUAUCUGCUCUUCUCCAAUGAUGACCUUCUACCAUUAGACAACUGGGUUUUUAACACAGAAGCUCAUCCUCUGCCUGUUUUACAUUUAGCCAACACCACACUGUCAGGAAAUCCUGCAUAUCGAUAAAAACAGCUCUAUGAGGAGGAAAAAAAAGACUGUUUUCAGCUCUGAUUUGUUUACAUGGACCACUUGAGACUUUGAAGCAGGAGAGGAGACAGACACUUGAUAAAACUAGACCUCUGAGUCAAGCAAAUGACCGGCGUGAGAAACAAAGCUCUUCAACAUAUAGAUAAGUUAAAACUGAAAAAAGAAAAAAAGUUCUGUUUUAUACAUGACCAAAACACAUUAGUGUGGUAUUUGCAGGACAGAGUCUUCAUGUGCUUUGAACCCUGGCAAGACAUGGAAUCUAUGUUCAAUACAACUGCAGCAGCACAAGGAAGAAGAGGCUUUUGUGUCCAGGGAGAGGAACUUGCUGCUGCUGUUGGCUGUUGCAAGGAACAACACACCAGUCACCUCUUCAGAUCGGGUGGGUUCCAAAUAUUUAGAUUUAAUUUUUUUUUUUUUUUUUUUUGGUAUUUGAUGAUGGCAUGAACAAAGCAACAACAAAAAGCAACGUCACUGCACCAGCAGCAUCAGGAUUUGAAUUUUUUUUUUCUGUACCUG